GGUGUUGCACUCUUAAAGAUGCAGUCCUGCGAGUUCUCUGAAGUGAGAGGAAAAGAACAUUCCGUAACUCUGUUGCUCCUCCUUCUCUCAUUCGGAACUCAAUCCUGUUGGAAGGUUGUUUGGCUUUAACUUCUGUCUUGCCGGUUUCUUCCCACCCUGCUCGACGGCGAACAACAUGGCUGACGAUGCCGACAAACCCGACAGAAGAACCGGCGGGAUUGUGAUUCCGGACGACUGGCCUGGAUACAGUAUGGACCUCUUCAGCUAUCCUGCUCACUACGCUGGAGAUCUGGACCGGGUUUUCAUCCCGCAUGGUGUCAUCAUGGACAGAACAGAACGCCUUGCUCGAAAUAUUAUGGGGGACCUGGGAGACCAUGACAUUGUGGUCCUGUGCGUCCUGAAAGGAGGAUACCAGUUCUGCGCCGACCUAGUGGACGGCAUCAAAGCACUGAGUCGCAACUCCAACCGGACCAUCCCGAUGAGGGUCCACUUUAUUCGGCUAAAGAGCUACUUGAAUGAUCAGUCCACGGAAGAUCUUCACAUAGUCGGGGCGGAGGAUCUGUCUUUUUUAGCAGGAAAGAACGUGCUCAUUGUUGAGGCCAUCGUGGACACGGGGAAGACCAUGAUGACUCUUCUGAAACACGUCGAAGCCUUCAGGCCAAAGAUGAUCAAAGUAGUAGGGCUGCUGGUGAAGAGAGUCCCACACAACGCGGCGUGUCUGCCUGACUAUGUCGGUUUUGAGAUACCCAAUUGUUUUGUGGUCGGAUACGCCCUGGACUAUAAUGAGUAUUUUCGAGACCUUGAUCAUAUCUGCGUGAUCAGUGAAAGCGGAAAAAGGAAAUAUAAGAUCUGACUUGAAGACGGCAAGCUUCUCUGAGGGGCCCUUUCCUGCUGCAAAGCCUGGAUGAGAUUGGUGGUCGACCAGCUCUGUUUUGUUUGAACAUUCCUACUUUUUUCAUGGUGAAAACUGACUUAGAUGCUAAUAUGAAUUACUCAUUUCAUGUAAAAAGUUAGAUGUUUGAAGGGUGUUCUGAACCAGAGAAAAUCCAUGUAUUUUUACCUCUUUUCUUGACUAAUCUUUUACUACUGUAGCUAUUUUGGAUAGAUUCCAAUUUCCUCAAGUAAGAAUAAAGUAUUUGUAAUUGUA
This is a messenger RNA of Synchiropus splendidus (mandarinfish), 1147 nucleotides long. It is a transcript of the gene prtfdc1b, whose product is annotated as phosphoribosyl transferase domain containing 1b. Gene Ontology annotation, molecular function: magnesium ion binding; hypoxanthine phosphoribosyltransferase activity. Gene Ontology annotation, biological process: purine ribonucleoside salvage; guanine salvage; GMP salvage. The transcript is spliced from 9 exons. Lineage: Eukaryota; Metazoa; Chordata; Actinopteri; Syngnathiformes; Callionymidae. The coding region runs from base 176 to 853 and encodes 225 amino acids. The record is from RefSeq and is a predicted model, not a curated record.